AUGAACCACCUUCCGCAAGCUUGGGGCCGUCCCAGAGAUGAUGUCUACGGUGCCUACGAUGCUUCACACUUCCAGAUGAACGGCCCUACGCAGCACUCACAGUCUCCUAUCGUCACCGGUACCUCCGUGUUGGCGGCGAAGUUCAAGGACGGCGUAGUCAUUGCAGCAGACAACCUUGCUUCAUACGGAUCGCUCGCUCGCUUUACCGACGUCAAGCGACUACGAAAGUUCAACGACGAGGUGGUCGUAGGCUUCGGCGGCGACGUCUCGGACAUGCAGUACCUCGACCGCCUCCUAAACUCCCUCGAUAUCCGCGAGAACUACGCCUCGACCGAUGACAACCUCAACGCCAAGAACCUCCACACAUACCUCGCCAAGGUCAUGUACAACCGCCGAUCAAAGUUCGACCCGCUGUGGAAUCACCUGUUGAUUGCUGGUCUGGACGGCGAGGGCAAGCCGUUCCUUGCGAGUGCGGAUCUUCUCGGCACCACCUUCUCUUCGCCUUCGAUUGCCACAGGCUUUGGAGCCCAUCUUGCACAGCCGAUCAUGCGCACAUUACUGCCCGAUGAGGCGUCGGUGCAGAACGUCACUAAGGAGCAGGCGGUGGAGAAGGUUAAGGAGUGCAUGAAGGUCCUCUUCUACAGAGAUGCAAGGAGUAUGGACAGGUACUCCAUCGCUGUCAUCACGAAGGAGGGCGUAGAGCUGAACGAGGACGUCCAGUUGGAGAACCAGAGCUGGGCGUUUGCAGAGAGGAUCCGCGGCUACGGCACGCAGACGGCAUAA
Molecule: messenger RNA, 783 nt
Organism: Boeremia exigua
Lineage: Eukaryota; Fungi; Ascomycota; Dothideomycetes; Pleosporales; Didymellaceae
Product: proteasome component PRE4
Exons: 3
Coding region: 1-783 (260 amino acids)
Cellular component (GO): proteasome core complex
Source: RefSeq, a predicted model, not a curated record